Molecule: messenger RNA, 2309 nt
Organism: Alnus glutinosa
Lineage: Eukaryota; Viridiplantae; Streptophyta; Magnoliopsida; Fagales; Betulaceae
Product: cysteine-rich receptor-like protein kinase 10
Exons: 7
Coding region: 126-2117 (663 amino acids)
Biological process (GO): protein phosphorylation
Molecular function (GO): protein kinase activity; ATP binding
Source: RefSeq, a predicted model, not a curated record
AAUAAGUUUUGAAAAUAUAAUAUUGAUAAGAUGAAGAACAGGAUUAUAGUGUAACAUACUUAAUAACCUCCCCAAGGAAGAGCAAGUUUGCCAGAGAUUUUGCCAAAAAGAAAUUGAUCAUCAAAAUGGGCAUGGCUUCCGUCAAUGUCUCCAUGACUCUUGUGGUCUUUACGUUGCUCUGCAUGAGCAGAGAGGCUGCCGGAAUUCAGUAUUUAUACCAUUUCUGUUCAAACAGUACUAACCUUACUUUCACUCCCAACAGCACCUAUCAGUCCAAUCUCUAUCGACUCCUUUCCUCCCUUUCCUCCAACGCCGGACAUGAAGAUGGUUUCUACAACACCACCGUAGGACAAAACGCUUCCGACAUUGUCUACGGACUCUUCCUCUGUCGUGGCGACCUUUCCACCCAAGAAUGCCAAGACUGCGUGGACAUUGCGACCCAAGAGGUGAUUAAUCCAUACUGCCCCAUAGAAAAAACGGCCGUGAUCUGGUACGAGGAGUGCAUGAUACGUUACUCAGACCAAUCUUUCUUCUCCACCAUGAACACGUUGCCUGGAGUUUACGUUCCUAGUCGGGAAAAUAUUUCUGAUCCAGAUCUGUUUAACGAGGUAUUGAUGGCGACGAUAAACGACCACUUGGUAAGCCAGGGUACAAAUGUUAGAACCGGUGCCAAAAAAUUUGCAACGAAAGAAGCGAAUUUUUCGGGGUCUCAAACACUAUACACUCUUGAGCAGUGCACACCUGACAUAUCCAGCUCUGAUUGCAGUAGGUGCAUACAGGAAGCGAUAGCGCUACUGUCGACAUGUUGUAGUGGACGCCCAGGGGCAAGAAUUUUGUUUUCUAGCUGUAGAAUUAGGUACGAAAUCUACUCAUUUUACCGAACGCUUAAUGCAAUGACAGUACCAACGCCUAUGCCAUCAAUUCUUCCUCCUCCGCCUUCAGGUUCAUCACUGCAGGAUUCGGGAAAACACAAAAUCAGAGUUCUAAAAAUCACCGUUAGUACUACUCUCGUUCCUGCUGCGGCGGUGCUAUUGGUUCUGGGCUUCUAUUUACUAAGAAGAGAGAGACUUGCCGGAAAGGAUAUUCAAAUCGCUGGGAAUGAUGUUUCAACCGUAGAGGAACCUGUAGAGUCCUUGCAAUUUGAUUUGGCUACGAUCGAAGCUGCCACAAACAACUUCUCGGAAAAUAACAAGCUAGGUAAAGGUGGAUUUGGUGACGUUUACAAGGGUAUACUUCUGAAUGGACAAAAAAUAGCUGUGAAGAGACUGUUGAGAAGCACUACACAAGAUGUAAAAGACUUUAAGAAUGAGGUUAUCUUGGUAGCCAAGCUUCAACAUCGAAACCUUGUGAGAUUCUUGGGAUUUUGCUUGGAAGGAGAGGAAAAGAUACUUGUCUACGAAUUUGUGGCCAACAAAAGCCUUGACCAUUUUCUAUACGACUGUGGUAAACAAAGACUAUUGGAUUGGACAACACGUAGCAAGAUUAUAAGAGGAAUUGCUCGAGGAAUUCUUUAUCUUCAUGAAGAUUCUCAUUUUAAAAUCAUACAUCGUGAUCUUAAAGCUAGCAACAUAUUGUUGGAGGAGGAUAUGAAUCCAAAAAUUUCAGAUUUCGGCAUAUCAAAGAUCUUUGAAGUUGACCAAACUCAAGCGAAUACAAGUAGGAUCUUUGGAACAUAUGGUUACAUGGCUCCAGAAUAUGCAAUAUAUGGACAAUAUUCUGUCAAAUCUGAUGUAUAUAGUUUUGGUGUCUUAACUCUUGAGAUUUUAAGUGGUAGGAAGAAUAUUUCUGAGGACCUCAAAGGUUAUGCCUGGAAGCUUUGGAGGAAUGGAACCCUCGUGGAGUUUUUGGAUCCAACUUUGGAAGACGCUUACUCAAGUAAUGAAGUCGUCAGAUGUAUCCAUAUUGCCUUACUAUGUGUUCAGGAAGAUCCAGCCGACAGACCCACAAUGGCAUCAAUAGUUCUCAUGCUAAACAGUUUAUCCAUUGCUCUUCCAUCACCUCAUACAAGAAUCGAGCCAAACAAAGCAUUUAAGGAGCAGGAGUCAGAUCAAUUGUCAAGCAAAUCAAUGUCAUCGUCUGUUAACGAAGUGACUAUUACUGAUCUACACUCUCGGUAGUGUGAUAAAACAAUCUAUGACCUAAUAAUAUUGAGUGUGAAACUGGAAUGCAUGCAUGAACGCGUAUAUAUUGUUACAAUAUUUUAGAAUGUUAUCUUUAUUAGGUCUUUAUUCAGUUUUCUUAUUCAUCACUGCUGUAUCCCUUUAAUGGUUUACUUCAAUAGUGGAGAUGUAACUCUUUAACGGUUUUAA